Molecule: messenger RNA, 2328 nt
Organism: Debaryomyces hansenii CBS767
Lineage: Eukaryota; Fungi; Ascomycota; Pichiomycetes; Serinales; Debaryomycetaceae
Gene: PET127
Product: Pet127p
Exons: 1
Coding region: 1-2328 (775 amino acids)
Biological process (GO): mitochondrial RNA 5'-end processing
Cellular component (GO): mitochondrion; mitochondrial envelope
Source: RefSeq, a predicted model, not a curated record
AUGUUGGUCAUACGGAAGUUUGGAUUCAUAGAGGGUAAGGGAGUUCUCAGGUUUCGAUUACGUCAAGUGAGAAAUAUUCAUGGUACUGGAAGUUUAUUGAAAGACAAGAAUGAAGAAUCCAAAUCAAGCGAAGAGCAGAAGAUAAGUCCGGUGGACCUUUCAAGUGCUUUGAAACACACUUCAAAACUUAGAGUGACAAACCAGGAAUUGGCCACGUUAGACCAAGAGAUAGAUCUUUCUCGAACCAAGAAAAUUUCUAAAAAAUAUACUCAAGACAUCAAUAGGAACGUACUUUCUCCAGAAGUUCAGAAUGCAAUCAAGACACAGAAUACACCUGCUCCUCCACCAACAAGGAACUUAAGAUCUAAGACAAAUUCCAAGCUAUUGGUAGGCUUUUCUGGUAAACCUCAGCCGAAAGCGCCUCCAAAAAGAAAUACAUUAAGCAAGCAUACACCAUACCCGAAGUCAUCAAGAAGCACCAAACCACAUAGGGCACCGCCGUUAACUAAAGAGGCGAUAGAAAUAGUCAGUGAGACGAUUUCUGUAGAUGAAGAUGUCAAGCAGGUGCAACAACUCGAUAAAUCAAAAAUUGCCAGAUUGGCUCACAAAUUAGACAGAACCUUGUUUUCACCUGGAGUACAUUUUCUACAAGAUCCGAGAACUAGAAUAUAUAAUUUCACGCCAUAUUUAAAGAAAAUAAUAAAGGUUGACGAGUUCAACUUUGAUUCAAUCGAGACUUUUGUUAGCGUAUCUAAAGAUCAAUCGUUAUUGAAAGUUGCCGAGCAAGAGAAUAAGAAGUUUUACUCGUCUACGUCGUCCAUGACAUCCGCAUUGAUGCAAUUUUACCUCCUAUUGAAUAACUAUAUGCCAAAUACCGAAGAAAGAUUCCCGUUCCCCAAAUUUUCCGGUGCUAUAGAGAGGGUAGCAAGCAGUGUAAUUGUGCAACCAAAAGGAAAAAACUCCAAGACAGAUGAUAUUAUAUAUGCUGUGGAGUCAGAUAAGUCAGCAGAUACAGAGAUUCUUUUAUCUGUAAUGGGUCACUGCUUAGAGGCAUUAUUAACUACCGAAGAAAAGGAAUUCGAAAGAUAUACCCUCAAUUAUAAGAACCAGGAAAUACUAGACAUUCAGCAUAAGAAGCAAAUGGAGGAUGAAGAUGAUAAACCACAAAACACGUAUAAUUAUGCAUCAUAUGGAGAUUUCUUGAUGAGGUCUCAAUUAGAUUGUUAUGACGAGAGACUUCCAGGAAACGGAACGUUUGAUUUGAAAACUCGAGCAGUCUGUGCUAUCAGGUAUGAUAGCGGAAACCCGGAACUAGAAAACAAUACAUAUCAAAUCUGGAAGUUGAAUGGUAAUCUUGAGUCGUUUGAAAGAGAAUACACUGAUUUAAUUAGAACAGGAGCAUUACUCAAAUAUAGUUUCCAAGCCAGAAUUGGACAAAUGGAUGGUAUUUUCGUUGCAUAUCACAAUAUUAACUCUUUCUUCGGAUUUCAGUACUUGCCUUUAAGCGAAAUUGAUAAUACGUUUUACAACCACAGCAGGAACGAAAUAACGAAGCAUAUAGGCGCCACAAGCUUAGAAGACAUAGAUGACGACUUACCAUCAUAUGUUGCUGAUACCCAGUUCAAAAUGUCAUUAGAAAUAUGGGAAAAGUUAUUGAAAGAAAUCAUCAAUGAUAUUAACCAGGUAGAACAAUUCGAAGAUACCGCAUUCAGGCUACUUUUGAAGUCAUCGAGAAUACCCGGGUCCUCUAAACAGAGAAUGCAUGUUAUGGCCGUGCCAUUGGAUAAAGAACAGGUUCAUACGCUUCAGAAGUUCCCCUCUACGUUUAAAACAGGUUUCAAAGAAGAUAUUUCACCCGAAGAAAGGCUUCAAAACCUCACUAGACAUCGCGACGAAUUAAAUGAUUUCAACAAAAAGACUACAAAGUCAGACUUAGGCGUGCUAUCCUACUGUAUUGAUGUUGACCACUAUUUUGGCAAUUCCAAAUCUCCUGUCAAGGACUUACACGCAUAUCCUAGAUCAAAAGACCAACCAUGGAAACUCAAAUACUCCAUAAAAAAAUUACCCAACAACCCUAAACCAUAUUUAGAUCUACUUGCCACAACUACAGACAUGCUAACUUCAAGCCACAAGAAAAAUCUAGAAUCAACUCAUAAUGAUGAUUACGAAUUUUCCUUGAAUAAUAAUGACGCAGCACAAUCUUCCGAUCGCAAAAAAGUCACUGAUAAGGCAAACGUGUUGAAAGUAUACUCUGCUAUCGGAAAGGCCAGGGCUGAGAAAUGGGAGGAGAAGGAUUCCAAUCCUGUUAUGUAUAAACCCAACCCAUAG